Molecule: messenger RNA, 708 nt
Organism: Adineta steineri
Lineage: Eukaryota; Metazoa; Rotifera; Eurotatoria; Adinetida; Adinetidae
Source: the annotation of a GenBank genome assembly
AUGAGUACUUAUUUAGCUAUUGGUAUUGCACUUGAUCGAUUCAUUCGUUCAGAAUUACCACUACGAUCAAGAACAAUUUGUACACGUCGAAAUGCUAUUAUAUAUACUAUUGUUAAUUUCAUUAUUUUUUCAAUACUUUGGUCACUUUGGCUUUGUCCUACAAUCACUAAAGAUCCAAUAACUGGCAAGUGUAUUUACAAUCAAUCUCCAACAUUCUACUUUUAUUUAACCCAAGUUCAAGUACCUGUUCGAUUUGUAAUAGUACUGAUUAUUCCAAUCAUUAUUAUGAUUACAGCUAAUAUACGUAUGUUAAAUAAUAUGCGUCAAUCGCAUCGACGUGUUGCACAUCAAACAGAAAUGAAUACAACUCUUACUGCAGUUACACCAACCUCUAUGAAUAAACCAAUUACACGACGAAUGACAUCAUUAGAUCGAAUGCUUUUUUAUAUGAUGGUGGCUAAUAUUGGUACAUUCAUUAUUACACAAAUUCCAUUUCAUAUUUAUACAUUAGUUCGAAAUUAUUAUGCAGCAUUGGAUCCAUUUACUCAUUCAUUAGUUCGAGCAAUGCUUUUAAUAUGGUCAAGUAUUUAUUUUGGUAUUGCAUUUUAUCUUUAUUGUUUUGCAGCACCAAUCUUUCGACAAAAAUUUAUAACAAUUACUCGAAAAAUCAUUGGUUGUCUUAGACAUCGUCCAGCAAGAGAACUGUAA